AUGGCUCCAAAGACUGGGUUCAAAAUCCCUCAACCUUGGGACACAAGUAGACCUAUACUUGAUGAAAAGGAUCCCCUGUCGAUUGAGGCAUAUUUGCGUCACUGCGCGCAGAUCGUGGAGGAUGGUGGCAUCACAGAUGUCAAACAAGCAAAAAGCAUGUACAUCCGUUAUUUGCCGUCGCGGCAAGUGAUGGACGUAUGGGAAGGUCUCGAUACCUAUUCCGACAACACGAAAACUGUCGCGGAGUUCGAGGCCGAAAUAUUAAAAGGAUACCCUGAGGUAUCCAAGCGAAAAACGGGGACCAUGGCAGAUCUAGAUAGACUCUGUCGCGAGAACCGUGGAAUCAAAAUCACGGAUGAGGGAGAUUUGAAGCGCUUCGGCCUUCAGAUGUACAGUCACUACAAGCGACUGUCAGUCCCUCCUGCCAUUAUUACCAACAAAGUCGCGUGUGAACGCUACAUGCGUACUUUGGACUCUGAGUUCAGUACCGUCUUGAGGAACGCUUUGGCUACGAGUCAAGUAUUCAAUAAGCGCUACCAAACUCGCGCUGGGAUAGCAAAUGCUAAUGUCCCCGCGACUGGAGUCAACCGGCAGGACGACCCCAUCCAGCUGAAAGAGCUAAUGACAAUGGCGGAAGAAAUGGCGUCGACGUUGAGUAACGAAGACGAAAUUCCCAUAAUCGCGCUGAAAUGCUGA
Molecule: messenger RNA, 696 nt
Organism: Mycena citricolor
Lineage: Eukaryota; Fungi; Basidiomycota; Agaricomycetes; Agaricales; Mycenaceae
Source: the annotation of a GenBank genome assembly